GUUAGUCUUAGCUCUAACUCAAGCGAAGCCACUUCCGGCCUUCCCUGGAGCCUGCCGCAGUUCUCUUCCGGGUGAUGGCGGCUGAGUGCCCCGGAUGUAGCCCUGGCGAAAGCCUCUCUCCCUUUCUUCCCCCGCCUUCCCUGGAUCCUUAGCUUGGGGAAGGCCCCUCUAUCCAGUCAUGCCAAAGAGGAAAGUGACCUUCCAAGGCGUGGGAGAUGAGGAUGAUGAGGAUGAAAUCAGCGUCCCCAAGAAGAAGUUGGUGGAUCCUGUGGCUGGGGCAGGGGGUCCUGGGAGCCGCUUCAAAGGCAAACACUCUUUGGACAGCGAUGAGGAAGAUGAUGAUGAUGAAGGGUCUAGCAAAUACGACAUCCUGGCCUCAGAGGAUGUAGAAGGUCAGGAAGCAGCCACGCUCCCCAGUGAGGGAGGUGUGCGGAUCACACCCUUCAACCUGCAGGAGGAGAUGGAGGAAGGCCACUUUGAUGCUGAUGGCAACUAUUUCCUGAACCGGGAUGCUCAGAUCCGAGACAGCUGGCUGGACAACAUUGACUGGGUAAAGAUCAGGGAGCGGCCACCUGAUCAGCACCCACCAUCAGACUCAGAGGAGGAGGACAGCCUGGGCCAGACACCAUUGAGCACCCAAGCCCUCCUGGAAGGCCUUCUGGAGCUGCUGUUGCCAAGAGAGACAGUGGCUGGGGCACUGAGGCGUCUAGGGGCCCGAGGAGGAAGCAAAGGGGGCAGCAAGGGGCCGGGGCGGCCCAGUUCCCCUCAGCGCCUAGACCGGCUCUCUGGGUUGGCCGACCAGAUGGUGGCCCAGGGUAACCUCGGAGUAUAUCAAGAGACAAGGGAACGGUUGGCUAUGCGGCUGAAGGGAUUGGGGUGUCGGACCCAGGGACCUCCUGACCCCACACCACCACCCUCUCUGGACAUGUUUGCUGAAGAAGUGGCAGAGGGCGAGCUGGAGACCCCAACCCCUACCCAGAGAGGAGAAGCAGAGUCUUCCGGAGAUGGUCUGGCGGAUGUGAUGUGGGAAUACAAGUGGGAGAACACGGGGGAUGCUGAGCUGUACGGGCCCUUCACCAGCACCCAGAUGCAGACUUGGGUGAAUGAAGGCUACUUCCCAGAUGGUGUUUAUUGCCGGAAGCUGGACCCCCCUGAUGGACAGUUCUACAACUCCAAACGUAUUGACUUUGACCUCUACACCUGAACCUGAUGAGGGCCCAGUUUGGUGGCCCCUUCUUUCCUGGACUUUGUGGAGGAGGCCCUGGCUGCCUCAGACAGUGAGGAUAUUGGGAGCCAGUUUUCAGUCAACUUCCUUUUCCCAAUAAAGGCCUUUAGUUGUGUAUUAGGGCCUUGACUUUGCUGAUGGCCAGAAGCUGGCCUUUUUCCACUGCUCUUUUGGACUUGUCUUGGUCCUUGAGUGUUUCCUCUCAUGAAGUUCCCCCUUGGGAGUUUCUCUCUAGUCCGUUGAACCACCUCACGUUGUUUAUUACUCCUAAGGGCAGAGCUGGGUCCUGUCAGGUGUCCUGUGGCCUCUCAAUCUGGACUGUGUUCACCAUCUAAAAAAUUCCUUCAUUUACAUGCUGUUCUCCAGAGUCCUCUGGGGGUUCCUGUUAUGUUGCUUUUAGGUCUUCGGCUUUUAGGGCCUCGGAUUUUCUGCUUUGCAGCCCGUACAGGAUAGAGUCCCAGAAUUGAAGAUUUUAGGCCUGGAAGCACUAGUACAUGUGUUGAGGGUGAGUAGGAAGAUUGGUACUUAUUGGCCCCCACUGUCUUGAGCUCUUUAGAUGUUGGGCAGAAGUGUCCUCUUACAUAAAGUCCAGAUUCAGUGUUGGCACUUCAAUGGACCUUUCAGGGCCACCUGCACCAGUCACGCAUUGUAGAGGCACAGAGAAGAGUAGCAUCUCACUGCAGGUUACACAGUGAAUCAGAGUGCUGGCCCAGACCUUUCCUGGCACCAGGCCUUUUCUGCCUGGCCUUGGAGGCCCUGGCGCUUACAUUUCCUGGGCUCCCACAAUUUGCCUGGCAAGGGACUAGUGCUUUGAGGGAACUGAAAUAAUUGGCUGGUCUCCUUCAAGGAAUUCAGAGUCUGGGCGGGUAGGGAGGAAGAUAGAUAGGUUUGAUUGUAUGUCUUAACACCUUCCACCUACUGGCAGUGCUGCCUCAUGCCUCUCUUUCACUCACACCAAGUUAGUUCUCUGCCUAGGCUCUCUUGGAAUCUCAUGGGGAGCUGUAACAUUACUCCUCACAGAUUUGGAAUGAAUUGAUCUAGGUAAUGGCCUGGUGGUUGGAUCUUUUAAAAGUUCCCAGGUGUUUCCCAUGUGCAGCCAGGUAGCAGACGACUGGGCCUGACUUCCAUGACUGAGGAUUACACCUGGGGAGAGAGGCUGGAUCCUGAACUCUGCUCCAGGAGAGCUAAGCAUGUGCGUGGACGGGGGCUCUGGUGGAGUCUGUUAGUUGCAGGAGAGUUGAGCACCAGAGCCCUGGGGCAAAUGGGAGUCCCCGGGGGAAGGAGCCAGGCUUGGAACUAGGAAAGACUUGGGGGCGAGUGGAAUACUUGAUGCUCCAGUGAGGCAUCCAACUUUCAUAAUAAUUAGGCCCACUCUAGUGCCAGCCCAGACCUGGAUUUCCUUGACUUCAAGAUGCCUUCAGUUUUAAGAUGUCUUACUUUGUGUCAUUGUGAAAGAAAACCCUGCUCGUUACAGUUGUUAAGAUGUCAUUGAUUCAAAGCUGCAUCCUGAUUUCAGAAUCAGGUGCCUUAGGACCAGUGAAGUACAAUGCUUACCUUUAUACCCCCAGUGACUCAGUCAUGGGAGGUGCUUAGUGUUUGGUGAAUAGAUGGAAGCUGGAGAUGGGGGGGUGUUCCCCUGGAUGUCCUACACACUCAGGCUCCCUGGAUCCAAAGCUGACCUCACCCUCUCCCUAGCCUCUUGUGUUCACCUUCCUGAUGACACCACAUGAAGGCAGAAUAGUGGCCCCCAAAGAUGUCCCUGUCCUCAACCUCAGAACCUGUGACUAUAUGACUUGACUUGGCAAAAGGGACCUUGCAAGUGUGAUUCCAUUAAUGACUUAGAGGCGGGGGUUAUCGUGAAUUGUUGAGGUAUCAUCACAAGGGUCCUACUAAGUGAAAGGGAGUGAGGAGGGUCAAGAUGAGAGGGAGGUGAAGGUCUUACACUACGGCUGGCUUUGAAGAUGGAAGAAAGGGCCAUGUACGAAGGAGUGCAGCUGGAAAAGGCAAAAAAGAUGAAUUCUUCCCAGGGUCUCCACAAAGAAAUGCAGCUCCACUGAGGAUUUUAGCCUGGUGAGAAUCAUUUUGAACUUUUGAUCUCUAGAACUAAUAAAGUUGUGUUGUUUU
This is a messenger RNA of Vicugna pacos (alpaca), 3349 nucleotides long. RefSeq names its product CD2 cytoplasmic tail binding protein 2 (gene CD2BP2). Lineage: Eukaryota; Metazoa; Chordata; Mammalia; Artiodactyla; Camelidae. The record is from RefSeq and is a predicted model, not a curated record. Gene Ontology annotation, cellular component: U5 snRNP. Gene Ontology annotation, molecular function: protein binding.